AAUCGACCAAUCAACUGCUUUUCUGCUCUUUUCUCAUCUUCUGUGGGAAUCGGGUCUGACGUGGGUAAGAUUAUCUCACAGUGCACGUCUUUUUUACAAAAUUUUGCUAAAAGAAUGGCAGGCCAAUGGAUACGUCAAGUUAUCUCCCCCAAAGUUGGGGUUCGACUUUAUAGCAGUAAAGUUCAGAAAUGCACUCUUAUCCCUGGAGAUGGAAUCGGACCCGAAAUUUCCGCAGCAGUUCAGAAGAUCUUCGAAGCUGCCAAGGUACCUAUAGAAUGGGAGACAGUGGACGUGUCCCCAGUUAGAGGACCAGAUGGCAGAUUCGGAAUCCCGCAAGCGGCGAUUGAUUCAAUUAAUAGAAACAAAGUUGGCCUGAAAGGCCCUCUAAUGACUCCAAUAGGAAAAGGUCACAGAUCUUUAAAUCUCGCUCUCCGAAAAGAGUUUAAUUUAUAUGCAAACGUCCGGCCAUGUCGUUCUCUCGAAGGAUACAAAACUCUUUAUGAUAACGUAGAUGUUGUCACGAUCAGAGAAAACACUGAAGGCGAAUACUCUGGUAUUGAACAUGAAAUCGUAGAUGGGGUUGUACAAUCUAUCAAACUUAUUACUGAGGAAGCGUCGAGCAGAGUUGCUGAGUAUGCUUUCCAGUAUGCUACGGAAAAUAAUAGGAAAAAGGUGACAGCAGUACACAAGGCCAACAUAAUGAGAAUGUCUGACGGUCUUUUCUUGAAGUGCUGUCGACAUGCUGCAAAAAGAUUUCCAAAUAUUAAAUUCGAGGAGAGAUAUUUAGAUACCGUGUGUCUGAACAUGGUGCAAGAUCCAAGUCAAUACGACGUUCUUGUCAUGCCCAAUCUUUAUGGAGACAUUCUCUCUGAUAUGUGCGCUGGUCUCGUCGGAGGUCUCGGGCUGACUGCUAGUGGAAACAUGGGUCUCAAUGGUGCUCUGUUCGAAUCGGUUCAUGGAACUGCGCCAGAUAUAGCAGGACACGACAAAGCCAACCCCACGGCUCUCUUGCUUUCAGCUGUGAUGAUGCUGAAACAUAUGGGACUCAAUGAUCACGCAAGGAUCAUCGAAACCUCUGCCUACGAAACCAUCAAAGAAGCCAAAUUCCUCACCGGUGAUCUUGGAGGCACUGCAAAGUGCAGUGAAUACACAGAACAAAUCUGUAAAAAAGUCUCUGCGCAGACAAAGUAAAACCCGCAUCGUGGCCUAAUUAGCCUAAUUAAUUGAAAACUGCCAAAUACUCGUAGAAAUCGUGUCGCAGGAGAGUUGAGUACUUGUUAUGAUUACUCUCUCGCCUUAUACGUUCUACGAAUGCAAUGAUUUUGCACAGUUAUUGGCAGAAUGAAAAAAUGGUUCCUGCAGUGCGAUAUAACCGUACUUGGAUUUGUCGAUUCAAAUCCUUUUAUUGUAGAUGACAUUAAAAUUAUUGGCAACCCUCUGUCAACUUUAAGUAGCAUUUAUAGAAUCAUUUUAUGCCAGUAGACUUGUCCAAAAAGCCGCGACUUUGCAUCGACUGAACGCUUAUCUUAUGCUUACUUUUAGCGUCUAUCAUUUCGUACGUCUGUUACCAUUUUACCCCCAGUAGAUAAAUUAUUGUCCACGGAUUAGCAGUGUAAAAAUAAUGUAGGAAAACCCAGUGUAUAAUAAUUUUAUUCUAUUCGUCACGCGAAACAUUUGUCCUCGAUUGAGAGAAUUAGGGACUGAUGUGUUGUGCAGUAUUACAAAUAAAUAAAAAUUAGAACUCCAA
Molecule: messenger RNA, 1747 nt
Organism: Belonocnema kinseyi
Lineage: Eukaryota; Metazoa; Arthropoda; Insecta; Hymenoptera; Cynipidae
Gene: Idh3a
Product: probable isocitrate dehydrogenase [NAD] subunit alpha, mitochondrial
Exons: 6
Coding region: 115-1191 (358 amino acids)
Biological process (GO): tricarboxylic acid cycle; isocitrate metabolic process
Cellular component (GO): mitochondrion
Molecular function (GO): isocitrate dehydrogenase (NAD+) activity; NAD binding; magnesium ion binding
Source: RefSeq, a predicted model, not a curated record